CAGCCGUCCGGACGGCAGUUUGCAUUGAUUCGGGUCGCCGCGCGGCCGGCGCGACGCACAAAGGCAGAUGUGUGACUUUGCUUGGUAGUCUCACCAACCGCUGACCGAUUGGUUACCGCGCAAGGUCCGUCACAUAAACUGGCAUACAAGAUGCAGAAGACGGCGUUUCCCGCUUCACCCCAGCUCUUCCUCUCGCUGUUGCUUUUGCUGAUCCUGCCGUCGCCGCUGCUCGGCCAAUCUCCCGAGUUCCAGUGUCAGGAGAUCAGCAUCGCCAUGUGCCGCAACAUCGGCUACAACGUCACGCUGAUGCCGAACCAGUUCCACCACGACACACAGGAGGAGGCCGGGCUGGAAGUACACCAGUACUGGCCGCUGGUCGGCGUCGGCUGCUCGCGCGACCUGCAGUUCUUCCUGUGCGCCACCUACGUGCCGAUCUGCCUGCCGGGCCUGGGACGGACGCUGCCCGUGUGUCGCGAGCUCUGCCUCCGCGCCCGCGCCGGCUGUGAGCCUCUGAUGCGGGGUGUGCGGAUGAGCUGGCCGGAUCGUCUCCACUGCGAUCGUCUGCCACGGUACGGGGACACGGACCGACUCUGUAUGGAUAACCGCAACGGCGAGCUUCCCGGACCGCCGGAGCAGGAGCGAUGUGCCUGCCGCUGCCGGCCGCCGCGCGUCGUGUCAAUCUCCCCCAAUCACCGGCUCUACAACCGCUCAGUAGCGGUUGGAGGUGUGCCCCACUGCGCCCUCCCCUGCCAACCGGCGCUGUUCACUGACGAACAACAUCAACUGACCGAGCGCUGGCUGCAAGUCUGGGCUAGUCUGUGUGCGCUCAGCUCACUACUGACAGUGGGGACGUUUCUGCUGGAGCGUGGUCGAUUCCCAUACCCGCAGAGACCAGUGGUUUUCAUGGCUGGGUGUUAUCUUCUGGUGGCUGUGGGAUAUCUCGUGCGAGCCUUCGCCGGAAGGGAGAUGACCGCCUGUCAGGAAGGUCUGCUUCGUCAGGAUGCCGGUGGCGAACUCGGCUCGUCAGUACUCUGCACGGCCGUAUUCGUGUUGAUCUACUUCUUCGGCAUGGCCAGCGCCGCGUGGUGGGUGGUUCUGGCUCUCACAUGGUUCCUGGCCGCCGGACUCAAGUGGGGGAAUGAGGUGAUUGCCGGAUACUCUCCAUAUUUUCACCUUGCCGGCUGGGUGCCGCCGGCGGCGCUGGCGAUCGCCGCUCUGGCCUCGGACGCUGUGGACGGGGACCCUCUGACAGGAGUGUGUUAUGUGGGAGGUCACAGCCUGGCGCAUCAGCGCUGGUUCGUGCUGGCGCCGCUGGCCGCUGGUCUUCUGCUGGGUAUGUCGUUCCUGCUGGCCGGCUUCGUGGCGCUGUGCCGGGUGAGGGGUGUUCUUAAACAGCAUCGCGGCGCACAGGAUCGGCUGGAGCGGCUGAUGAUGCGUAUUGGAGUGUUCUCAGUGUUGUACACAGUACCCGCAGCGCUCGUGAUCGCUUCCCUCGUCUACGAGCAGUACCGACGCUCCGACUGGGAGAGUGCGCUCGUCUGUCCCUGUCGGAAGGCGCCCGUCGUCCCCACCGCCGUCCCCGUCCCCGGUACCGCCCUCACUGCCGCCGCGGCUGCUGCUGCCAUCGCCGCCGCCGCUGAAAAAUCCAGUCCUGGUGCUGAUGAGAGCACGGGGUAUGAGGACAUACCCAGCUACGAACUGCUCCUACUGCGGUUCAUCAUGUCACUCGCAGUCGGAGUCACGUCAGUCGGCUGGGUCUGCUCCAGGAAAACCCUCCGUUCUUGGCAGGCGCUGCUGCGCUGUCAGAGACCAUCCGGGGGACAAGACGGCGGGGCCGACCGCGCACCGCCACCCCUACCGCCGCCGCCGGGCUCAUUCGGCCGCUCGGAGCCUAGUAAGGCAGGAGGGGAGCCGACGCAGCAUCAGCUGGGGGCCGGAGCCAGCCUGGCCAGGUCAGAGACUACUUUUCAGACACUGAGUGAACCCACCGCGGCCGCCAGUCAGGUGACGGCGCCACUCAGUCACGUCUGAGUCGGACAGAGGCAGAGCGAGACGCGUGAUGUGAGUCAGUCAGACGUGAGUCGUGUUUUUCGUGAGA
This is a messenger RNA of Amphibalanus amphitrite, 2098 nucleotides long. RefSeq names its product frizzled-5-like. Bases 151 to 2031 code for a protein of 626 amino acids. Gene Ontology annotation, molecular function: Wnt receptor activity; Wnt-protein binding. Lineage: Eukaryota; Metazoa; Arthropoda; Thecostraca; Balanomorpha; Balanidae. Gene Ontology annotation, cellular component: plasma membrane. The transcript has 2 exons. The record is from RefSeq and is a predicted model, not a curated record. Gene Ontology annotation, biological process: canonical Wnt signaling pathway; non-canonical Wnt signaling pathway.